CACAAUGAUUCCGCAGCGCUUUUCUGCACCCCCUUUCGCGAACCGAAAGGAAACACCUGAAAGCUCAUUUCAGUCUUCGAGUUUCAGCGAAGACGUAUAUCAAAGUGAGAGAAAUCUGCUUCCAUCUCCCGGAAACUCAUUUGCUAACUCUUCUUCUGGACCUUUUCUCGAUUCGGCAAAAAUGAGGCAACCAGAGAUUGAAAAUUACGGAAGAACAGAUUUAAAUAGCUUCACGGAGCCCGCUGGAAGAAAUUUGAACCAAUCUCCGAGUGGCGGAUUUUUUGCACUGCCUUCAGAUAAUAGUUUAACGCAGCCUUCAAACUCAGGAAACUCAUCUGAUAGAUAUUUCAAUGCACAUUCAGAUAAUUAUAACCAUGCCGAUAGUGGAAGUUAUAAUUAUAAUUACAAUCAUAACCAGGUUAAGCAUGGAAUCGGUAAACCAGAAGCCCCACAAGUGGUAGUACCUACAAAACCUCCGUUUCAGUCGAAUUUGGGUAGUUUUUCCAAAUCAAGUGGAAAUAACAAUGAUUCCCAAAAUAUAACUACAGGUGUAAGAAAUUCAAGUGUAAAUCAGCGCGAUUCUCAAAGUUGGAGUGGAAAUAAUUCAACUACAUUUCAUGCGCGAAAUGAUGUUGAUAUUGCCAGCCAAAAUCAAAAUAAUCGCGCAGCUUCAGAAAACUUCCAGAAAUUGUUCGACAAAAUCCAAAAUCGAUACCAGCAUCAUCAAUAUCAAAGCAGUGGCGAUUCAUUUUUCGAUUUGGACAGGUUCAAAAAUACCGAAGAUUCGGGAAUGCGUCGAAAUAACGAUGAUGCUUAUGAUAGAAGCACAAAUAGUAGUUCCUAUAGAAGAGAUUCGAUGGGAAGCGUGAGCAGUUGUUCUACGUCGGGAUUUGGUCAGAGGUUUGGCCGAGAUAGUUCUAGUGACUCUGGGUGUAACUCUGGAAGUGUGACAGGAAUGUCGACAGGUGUUUCUGAUUUCAGCCAAGGAGGUAAAUCGAACGUCCACAGUAGAUUGUCAUUGACCACCACCAAGAAUCACAACCAGGCCAAUCAGAACCAAGAAAUCCAGGCACUCAAUACUGGCGUGUACCUGGACCCGUUCAACUGUGACUUGUACGUGACAGUGUCGAAUAACGGAUUGUCAGCUUAUGAUUUGGGAUCGAAAGGGUUCCAGAAUUUGUGGGGAGGCAUUAGGGCCACACAUGGACUUGUAUCUGGAAAGGUCACAACUGACCUUCAGUUCAUGUUUUGUCGCACCUGA
This is a messenger RNA of Symsagittifera roscoffensis, 1261 nucleotides long. Its product is annotated as probable cyclin-dependent serine/threonine-protein kinase DDB_G0292550. The record is from RefSeq and is a predicted model, not a curated record. The transcript has 3 exons. The coding region runs from base 5 to 1261 and encodes 418 amino acids. Lineage: Eukaryota; Metazoa; Xenacoelomorpha; Acoela; Convolutidae.